This is a messenger RNA of Oryza brachyantha (malo sina), 3336 nucleotides long. Its product is annotated as probable inactive leucine-rich repeat receptor-like protein kinase At3g03770. Gene Ontology annotation, cellular component: membrane. The record is from RefSeq and is a predicted model, not a curated record. Lineage: Eukaryota; Viridiplantae; Streptophyta; Magnoliopsida; Poales; Poaceae. Gene Ontology annotation, biological process: protein phosphorylation. The transcript has 9 exons. Gene Ontology annotation, molecular function: ATP binding; protein kinase activity. The coding region runs from base 549 to 3065 and encodes 838 amino acids.
ACGCUGGGACUGCCAGUCCUUGUCGUUUGCCUCUGCUCCCCGUCUCCAGCUCAACCUUUGGAGACGAGACAUACCUGUCCGUUGCUGCCUGCAGCUACCUCAUGCCUCUGCCAGCCACCCGUGAGUGAAGUGCAGCACAGGCAACCCAGCACUUGCACUACUGGGUCUACAAGUAGCAGCAGUAUCAGAGGAUACUCACACUAGGCACUGGUCAGUAUACUGCAAUAAGGUUCUUGAGUUCAUCAGUGAUAACGUUCCUUUGCUUGAGUUUCAUCAGUUGAAGAAAGGAGAGCAAGCCAGCAAGAAAUGUGAUUUUUGAUCUCUCUCUCUCUCUUCCUGAUGAUAAUUUGCUUACCAUCUGGUACUGUGAACACACAUCAAAGCCUUGAUUCCACUGUUGAUGGUGCAUACUGUCCUGGACCAUAGAAGGAGAAGGUGAAGGAAUCAUCAGAGUUGAGAGAUUAAAUUUUUUUGGCAGUACAGAUUGCUUGCUCUGCUUCUCUGGUGCUACUGUUGGUUCUUGCUGAUCAAGAAGCGAGUAGCAUUUGAUGAGAGCUUCUCCAAUGGCGGGUGCAAGGCAUGUCAUGGUCGUCUUCUUCGCGGCGUUGCUUGCAUUGCUCCCGGGAAGCUCUCAGCUGCAGUACUCGCAGACAUGGACGCUGUUCAAGAUCCAGCAGAUGCUGAACCACCCUCCGAUGCUGAGCCACUGGCGCCGGACCACCGACUUCUGCGGCGGCGGCGGCACGGUGGCGCCGUCGGCCGCCGUCGUGUGCUACGGCGACACGGUGACGCAGCUGCACAUCGCCGGCGCGAGGGGGGCGCCUCCCCUCCCGAUGAACUUCUCCAUGGGCGCCCUCGUCAUGGCGCUGUCGAGGCUCCCCGACCUCAAGGUGCUCACGCUGUCGGGGCUCGGGCUCUGGGGCCCCUUGCCGGACAAGAUCGGCCGGCUCGCCGCGCUGGAGAUCGUCAACAUGAGCGGCAACUACCUCUACGGCGGCGUGCCGGGCGGGCUGUCCAAUCUCACCGGCCUCCAGACUCUGAUCCUCGACGACAACCUGCUCGCCGGCGAGCUGCCGGCGUGGAUCGGGGAGCUGCCAUUGCUGGCCGUGCUAAGCUUGCGGAACAACUCGCUGGGAGGCACCGUGCCGGCGUCCGUGGGUCGCAUGGCGUCGCUGAGGUCGCUGGUGCUCGCGUCGAACAACCUGACGGGGAACCUGCCGGACAUGAGCGGCCUGACCAACCUCCAGGUGAUCGACGUCGGCGGCAACUCGCUCGGGCCAGCAUUCCCGGAGCUGGGCAGGAAGGUGGUCACCAUGGUGCUCAGCGGUAACAGGUUCACCGGCGGCCUCCCCGCCGAGCUCACCUCCUUCUACCUGCUGGAGCGGCUCGACGUGUCGUGGAACCGCUUCGUCGGUCCGUUCGUGCCGGCGCUUCUCUCCCUACCGGCCAUCCGGUACCUCAACGUCGCCGGCAACAGGUUCACCGGCGUGCUCUCCGACAAGGUGCCCUGCGGCGACAACCUCCAGUUCGUCGACCUGUCCUCCAACCUCCUCACCGGCAGCGAGCCGGCUUGCCUGAGGCCGGACAAGAAGCCGGCGACGGUGGUGCUCGUCAACGCCAAUUGCCUCGACACGGCCGACGACGCGUCGCAGCACCCGUCGCCGUUCUGCCAGAACCAGGCCUUGGCCGUGGGGAUAACUCACGGCAAGCAGAGCAAGAAGACAACCCAUCAACCCGGCGUUGUCGCCGGCAUCGCAAUGGCGGUUCUUGCCGCCGUGUCGGCGAUCGGCGUCAUGGCCUUCUUCGCCGCGAGGAAGAAGAACAAGAAAGGUGCAAUGGUGAGGCCACCGGCGACGGCAUUCGGAGAAGAUAAUUCUUCGAGCACGAGUGGUUACCCUUCCAAGAUGUUCGCCGAUGCGCGUUACAUAUCACAGACAGUGAAGCUGGGAGCUCUGGGAAUUCCUCCAUACAGAACAUUUUCCAUGGUUGAGCUCGAAGCUGCCACUGACAACUUCGAGAACUCUUUGUUACUGGGGCAAGAUUCUUUCGGCGAGAUGUAUCGAGGAAGAUUAGGCAAUGGCACACUAGUGGCAAUCAGGAGCCUGAAGGUUAAGAGGAAUCAGAGCUCGUUGAGCUUCAGUCGCCACAUUGAAACCAUUUCUAGGCUCAGACACCGGAACUUGGUCAGCGCUCUGGGACACUGCUUUGAGUAUGAUCUUGAUGAUUCUACUGUUACCCAGUUGUAUCUCGUGUUCGAAUACGUGCAAAAUGGGAACCUACGGAGCAGGAUUUCACAAGGAACAGAAGGAAGAAAGCUUACAUGGGCGCAGAGAAUUUCGGCUGCCACCGGUAUCGCCAAUGGGAUUCAGUUCUUGCAUGCAGGGAUGAUGCCUGGCCUGUUUGGAAAUAACCUGAAGAUCAACAACAUUCUUCUUGAUCAGAAUCAUGUCGCGAAGAUCAGCAGCUACAAUAUCCCAAUCCUAGGAGAGGCCAUGAAACCUGAGGGAAGCAGGCACCAGACUGAAAGUCCAAUGCUCAGCGAUAAAACCGACAUCUUCGAUUUCGGGGUGAUCCUACUUGAGAUUGUGUCUGGAAAGCCAAUCACAUCCCUAUAUGAGGUUGAGAUAAUGAAAGAGCUACUGCUAUGGGCAGUCGCCGAUGAGGACCUGGUGAGGAGGAGGAGCUUUGCAGACCAGGAAGUGAGCAAGGGAUGCUCCGAUGAGUCGCUGAGGACGAUCAUGCAGAUCUGCCUGAGGUGCCUGGCCAAGGAGGCGGCGCAGCGGCCGUCGAUCGAGGACGUCCUCUGGAACCUGCAGUUCGCUGCCCAGGUGCAGGACGACUGGGAAGGAGAUAACCGGAGCAGCGAAGGAUCGCUGGUGUCGUCGUCGUCCCGGGCCACAAAGUCUUCCAGAUUCCAGAACGAGAAAACCAGGUCUGGCCGUGAGAAAGAAUGUGAGGAUUCGUCAGCUCGUGGAUCAGUGUGGCUGCAGGCCGCAACUGAAGAUGGAAAUUUUGAGACGGCGUGCAACAUUGGCAGGCGGCAAGCUGAAGACGAGAGAUACUGAUGAACUGAUCCUCCAGGAUGUGCGCUUCACUUCCUUGAUGCACUCCUUCCCUUCCCUGAAUGUUUUUGCUCUCUUGAUCCUUUGAUCUCAGAAACAUCUUGAUUUGUUUUUUUUUCUUUAGAAGUAAAAUAAUAUUUGUUUUUUUCUUUAGGCGUACAAUAAAAUUUGUAUUUCUCUAGGCGAACAAUAAUGUUCUGCUGUGCAAGCACCUGUACUGUUCUGUCAAUAUAAAAGCUGGAGUAGUUUCUACCAACGGUCAGAGCUCCGUGAU